Molecule: messenger RNA, 2100 nt
Organism: Homalodisca vitripennis (glassy-winged sharpshooter)
Lineage: Eukaryota; Metazoa; Arthropoda; Insecta; Hemiptera; Cicadellidae
Product: peptidylprolyl isomerase domain and WD repeat-containing protein 1-like
Exons: 14
Coding region: 188-2038 (616 amino acids)
Biological process (GO): protein peptidyl-prolyl isomerization
Molecular function (GO): protein binding; peptidyl-prolyl cis-trans isomerase activity
Source: RefSeq, a predicted model, not a curated record
GGCGAGGCAGUAUAGUAUAUACCGAAAGCCUGGAACUAAAAUAUGAAAAUAACCAUUAAAACAUAACCUCACUUGAUUUCUCUAGUGAAAUGUUAUACCUUUGAAAAAUAAUAGUAUUUAAUUUAAUUUUGUGUAAAACUUUUGAAAUUUAUUCACUUUUACUACCAGUAUUGUAUGCAAAAAUAACAUGGCUGAUACUUCAAAACGGGAACACAAAGAAGACAGCGAGUCCGAACACUCGGAUGAGUGGAUAGGUCCAACCCCAGCGGAGGCAGCACCACCCAAAAAAAGAAAAGUUUUGCAGUAUGAAAAGCUCUACUUGGACAACUUGCCCAAUUCGGAAUCAUAUGAAAAAAGCUUCAUGCACAGAGAUGUUAUUACUCAUAUUGUAGCCACAAAAACAGAAUUCAUCAUAACAGGAAGCUGUGACGGGCACGUGAAGUUCUGGAAGAAGAUGGAGGAGCUGAUAGAAUUUGUGAAACAUUUCCGUAGCCACCUCGGUGCAAUAACAGAUAUGACAGCAAACUACAACGGGACAUUGCUGUGCACUGUGGCAACGGACAAAAGUGUCAAGGUGUUCGACGUCAUUAACUUUGAUAUGAUCAACAUGAUGAAGUUGAAUUAUAUACCUCAAUGUGCCGAGUGGGUACACAGCCUCGGAGACGCAAUUCCAGCUGUUGCUAUUGGAGACUCAGCCAGUAAUGCAAUAUAUAUUUACGAUGGGAGAGGCACGAACGAACCCCUGAUCAAAUUGGACAAACUUCACCUUAAACCUGUUUCCAUCAUUAAGUACAAUCCAGUGUUUGAUGUGGCGGUGUCUGUGGACUCUGCUGGGAUACUGGAGUACUGGGGCGGAGCCAGACAGGACUACAAGUUCCCUAAAUGUGCCAAAUUUGAGUCAAAACUGGACACAGAUCUCUUCGAGUUUGUCAAACACAAGACACAGUUAUUUGGGCUGUGUUUUUCACCGGAUGGUAGCAAAUUUGCUACAAUUUCUGCUGAUCACAAGGUGCGAGUGUUCAAGUUUCUAACAGGAAAACUGACUCGGGUCUUCGAUGAAUCCCUACAGAGGUUCUCAGAACUCCAACAGAAGAAACAGCAACUUCCCAACAUGGAGUUCGGUAGAAGAAUGGCUGGAGAACGAGACCUGGAGAAGUCGGAGAGUUUGAAGUUGAGCAACCUGACGUUUGAUGAGAGCGGGUACCUGCUGCUGUACCCUACCAUGCUGGGCAUCAAGGUGGUCAACCUGCACACCAACCGUUGUGUGCGACUCCUUGGCAAACCUGAGAAUCUACGGAUACUUCGAAUAGCUCUCUUCCAGGGAAAGCCAAAGAAGACAAAGGCAGCGAUGACUGUGGAGCUGGAGGCUUCGGAAAAUCCAACUCUGGACUCUCUCACUCCGGAUCCUGCCAUCUUUUGUACAGCGUUCAAGAAAAAUCGUUUCUACAUCUUUACCAGGAGAGAACCGGAGGACACCAAGAGCGCUGAAGCAGACAGAGACGUCUUCAAUGAGAAGCCAUCCAAGGAAGACAUCAUUUCAGCAACAGAGGCUUCUAGUGUCCAACGGCUCUAUGAUAGUGCCAUCAUCCACACGUCGCUGGGAGACAUCCAUGUGACGCUGUUCAAGGAAUGUCCUCGCUCUGUGGAGAACUUCUGUGUGCACAGCAAGAACGGUUACUACAACGGCCACAUCUUCCACAGGGUCAUCAAGGGCUUCAUGAUCCAGACAGGAGAUCCUACAGGAACUGGGGCUGGAGGGGAGAGUAUCUGGGGAGGUGAAUUUGAGGAUGAGAUCAGAUCUAACUUGAAGCAUGAUCGACCUUACACUCUCAGUAUGGCAAAUGCAGGGCCCAACACCAACGGCAGUCAGUUUUUCAUCACUGUUAUACCCACGCCCUGGUUGGACAACAAGCACACUGUGUUCGGUCGAGUUGUCAAGGGCAUGGAGGUGGUACAGAACAUCAGCAACGCUAAAACGAACGCCAAGACUGACAAGCCUUACGAUGAUAUCUCAAUCAUCAGUGUUACUGUUAAAUAAAUUUAGAUAGUAGUGUAUUCUCUUGUACAUACAUAAUUGUAAAUAUAUUUCAUUUUAUAAAA